This is a messenger RNA of Fulmarus glacialis (Northern fulmar), 522 nucleotides long. RefSeq names its product peripheral myelin protein 22 (gene PMP22). Lineage: Eukaryota; Metazoa; Chordata; Aves; Procellariiformes; Procellariidae. The record is from RefSeq and is a predicted model, not a curated record. Bases 68 to 352 code for a protein of 94 amino acids. The transcript is spliced from 3 exons. Gene Ontology annotation, cellular component: plasma membrane.
CCCCUCCGGUAGCGUCUUCCACUGCCUGACAUCAUCCACGAACGAAUGGCUGCAGUCUGUCCAAGCGAUGAUGAUCCUCUCCAUCAUCUUCAGCGUCUUGUCCCUGUUCCUGUUCUUUUGCCAGCUGUUCACGCUCACCAAGGGCGGACGGUUUUACGUUACUGGAAUCUUCCAAAUCCUUGCUGGGCUCUGCGUGAUGAGCGGCGCGGCCAUCUUCACAGUGAGGCACACGGACUGGCACCAAGCCUCGGAAAACACCUCCUAUGGCUUCGCCUAUAUCCUGGCGUGGCUGGCCUUUCCCUUGGCCCUCGCCAGCGGCAUCAUCUACAUCAUCCUACGGAAGCGCGAGUGAUGCCGCGGGAGGCGGCGUGGCGUGACAAGGGCACUCAUGACGUCCACGGAAGAGACGGAGGCGGGGGAAAAUAGACGAGAAAACGGAAAAGAAAAUUAACCAAAAAAAAAAAAAAAAAAAAGGAAUAAACCCUCCCACCAAAACCAAACCCAACCGACCCCAAAAAGAAA